Molecule: messenger RNA, 1014 nt
Organism: Phasianus colchicus (ring-necked pheasant)
Lineage: Eukaryota; Metazoa; Chordata; Aves; Galliformes; Phasianidae
Source: RefSeq, a predicted model, not a curated record
UAGCACGCAGCCCCGGGGCGGCCAUUAGCCGAAGGGCGCGGCGACGCGACGGCCGCUUUGUGCCGCCCCGCGCCAUUGGCCAGGCGCGCGGGCCGCUCCUGUAAGCGCGGCGGCGAUUGGCGGCGGAGCGCCGAGAGGGACGAGCGGCGGGGACGGCAUGGCCGGCGCUGAGAGCUGGCGGCCUCCGCGGCCGUGCGAGGACUACUGGUGGGAGUGGAAGCACUGCCGAGGGCUGCGGCACGCCUUCCACCACUACUACGCGCACGGAGAGCUGCCCGCCUGCGGCCGCUGGCGAGACGACUACGCCGCCUGCCGCGCCUGGGAGAAGGACCGCGCCGCCGCCGCGCGGGUACCGCCGGGUCUGGGGGCGGGGAGGAGAGCGGAGGGGACGGGACGGGAGGGGCUGCGCUGCAUGUGCUGCCUGCGGCGCCGGGGUCUGCACAGCGGCCGUGUGCGUUUCAGGAGGCGCUGUGCGAGAGCGAACGAGCGCGGGUCCUGGAGCGGAAGAAGCACGGCGCGGUGUGGGCGCUGCGGAGCAGCCCGCCGCCCGACUGGCACCGCCCGCUGCAGGACGGCGCGGCCAAGUAGCGGCGCUGCCCGCGGGGUCUGCCGUCACCUGCCGCGCCGCUGCCCGCCCGCACUUCGGUUCCGGUCAGAAAACGUAGUAAUAAACACCCGCUGUGGGACGAAGUCAGGCGCUGAGUUUGAUUCGGGUCCCGUGCGGGCGUUCGGCUCUCAGCGCAGCAGCACCGCAGCCGGCGGCACGGCGCGGCACGGCACGGCCCGGCACGACGCGGCGCACCGCCGGGUGGGGACGUGGAACCGAGCUGGGACCGCAUCCCGCCGGCACGGGACUGGCACAGCGCGUUCGGAAAGCAUUGCCUGGUUCGGCCCCGCCGUGUGAGAGCUCCUGAGCGCUGUGGACUGAAAUACGGCCGCUGCUGGAGAGCAGCUCUUGAACAGCGGCGUGCGUUCCUUCUGUUUACUACGAAAAUAAAGUUUUAACUGACCAAA